Molecule: messenger RNA, 4882 nt
Organism: Biomphalaria glabrata
Lineage: Eukaryota; Metazoa; Mollusca; Gastropoda; Planorbidae
Exons: 15
Coding region: 335-3520 (1061 amino acids)
Source: RefSeq, a predicted model, not a curated record
ACUUCCGUCACAGAGAGAGAGAGAGAGAGAGAGAGAGAGAUGCAGAAAGGGGGCUAGAAAAAAGGUAGACAACUAAGAGAACUGGAAGUAAGUUCUUUAUCUGUAGAGUGUAGGCGGUGUAGACAUUACUUAGUAGGCGGCACCAGCAUAUACCCCCCCCCUCAAACACACGUACACUCCCAUGUGUAAGUUUCAUUGAUACUUAAUAUUUGACACAGGAUCUCCUAACACAGUUUACUAUGGACAAGGGAAGACGGAAUGUGUAUCAGAACUAUCUAGGGCUAGAACACAAUGAGGUGACUCAGUGACUGCACUAGAUUCAAGCUGACAAAUCAUGGCAUUACAAAGAUUGACAAGUAUUAUUCUGUUGUUGUCUGCAUUGUGUCUCUCAACAAGACAGACAGUGGCUGUCAGGAAUGCAUCUGAAACAGACGGAGGUAAACCUUUAGGAACAGCAUGGUUGGAAUCCGGGACGGAUAAAAUGGGGCAUCCAUUGAUAUGUACUGUUUCUACACAGGAAGAUCUCCAUGAAUUUAUUGAUAUGAGUGAAGAUAGAGAGAAGGCCACGUUGUUUGAGUUCCAUAUUACACUCAGGAACUACACGUUCAACCCGUUCAGUAACGUGACAGGAUUGCACUUUAAACCGUGGUUAUGGUACCUGACAAAAAGCCAGCACGGCAGGACAUUGCUGAUGUUGUCCUUCCAUUACGAUGUCCUCUCUAUGAACAUACUGACCAUUGGUGUGAAAGAAAGUGACCUUGUCCUCACAGACUCACCGUUUGGUUGUUUUGGUCAACUUGUGACCAGUUCUCAGGUCAGUGCUGUCCGAGGUCUGCUGCUCAACAGAAAAGGAAAAGACAAAGGCUCAUCAAGUCAGGACUUCGCUUGUAACCAAGUCAUUGAAGAUCGUUCCGGAAGUGCAGACUUUGUUUAUAACUGUUGCUAUAGAGAUUUAAAUGAUCCAGAUGGCAAGAACAUUAUGUGCACCACUAAAGGGGAUGAUUUCUGGAUCAAUAUUUUAUAUUUAGCAAUAACGUCUAUAAAGAUCAUGAUGUUUCUGUUUUGUCCCAAGUUUCUACCAAACAAUGUUUAUAGUGCCGCAUAUGUCGCAUCAGAAUAUGUUAUAGAUUUGAAAAAGACAAUCAAGAUGAAACUGUUUAUAUCUGAGAAAAAUGAUACGAAUAUCACGUAUAAACAUCGAUUGACAUUGGAACAAAUCAGUAACUGGAAGAAGCUAAGGGAAACAAUCGAUCAAAUGCCCUUUGAUGAGACCAUCCCCAUCAAGAUUUCAAAACUCAAAAUUAAAGUGAAGGGGAAACGAAUCCUCCCAGAGAAUGACCCUCCUACAGGACUGAUGAGAACUAUUUACGACAAUUUGAUACGAUGUAAAAUGAAAAACUUAGAUCCUUUCAAAGACUGUUGUGAGACAAGUAUCUAUGCCAGCAUGGAGCCAAAGUUUAGGCAUAAAAUUACAUGGCAUAAAUUUGUACAGCUGACGGUGAAGACAUUCAUGCUAAUACUGAUCCCUGUCCCUUAUUAUAUUCGACUCCUCAUCUACUUCAUGUUUGAAGAAGAGGAACUGUCAUUGAGACAGGCUGCCGUGGACGCCAAUGGGUUGACCACUUCCUUCAACUUUUACAGAAGUAACGUCAUCCAGUACUUCUCCCCAACUCACGGAGUUUUCAUUGCCACGUACGUCUUCUACUUCCUUAUCGGCCUCAUCAUCGGCUUCUCUGACCAGAACUUCAGAGAGAAGCUGAAAGACAUUUGCAGGGCCGCCUUGCAGGAUAUGAACUCAGUCUCACAGACUGGUGUCCUUGGCAUCAUCAUUCGCCUCAUCCUCUUCCCUUUCAAACGAUGUGGACUGUUGGGCUUUUUACUAGCUCCUAUUUACCUCGUGUUCAUCAUGCCAGCUUGCAUGGUGAUAUUUGUCUUAUAUUGUGUGCCUACAGUCUAUUUAUCUAUUCGGCUCCCAUAUCACGCCAGAAAGCUGGCCAACGAGUCUGCAGCACUGGAAGAAGCAGAAAAAAACAAAAGGAUUAUCAAAAUGCAGAAACUCGGGAAGAAACUGUCCAAGAUUGAUAAGUCCGCACACGAGCCGGACAUGACACAUACAGCCGACAAUUAUUGUUGCCCGGAUGAAUAUGACUUUCAAGGAUUUACGUCAAUCAAAAGUGUUUUCCUGCAAAUUAUCACCGCAGUUUUUUGUUUGUGUAUUCUUUACUCUAUAGCCUUAGUCUUUUCAGAGUCCAUCGGAUUAUUUGUUGAGGUGAUGGCCUUCACCAUGAUGGGUAUUAUAGUGAACGCUGGUAGCGUGCUGAAGUAUGUGACCAUGGUUCUCCUGGUCUUUGUUUACAUGAAUGAUUGCUAUAGCAACGUGUACGAGAAUUACCUGACCUUUAAUAAGGCCAUCAUGGAUGAGAUCAUCGAGAGGACCACCACUGACCUCAGGAAAAUAGCCAGCAUGCCGUCCAGUCAACAGGCCAACACAGCUUUUCAGGUACGCUGUGUUGAUGAAACAAAAGAGUUGAUUCCUUCACUUAAUUUUGACAAGAAAGAAAUUCGUUGGAAGAUCGGCCAGUUAUUACUAUUUUUAGAUUGUUAUGACACUCCCAGAAUCCCAUUAAGAAUGUUUCAGAAACUAUGCCAGGUCAGGGUCCAUGGAGCUCCAGGUCCUGUGUACAUCAACUUGUUAGCAGCCACUGGCAAGUUCAUGAUCAUUGUUAUUUUCUUGAUGUUUGUCAUGAUCGUAGUCAUGGCUUUUGGAAAUGUCCACGCAAUGUCUUCAGCUAACACCACUCUGGCUACACUAGCUGGAGGUUUUGUUCCAAUGUUGCUCAAGAAUGUCCUCUCCUCCAAGGGAACAAGGCUGAGCCUUAAGACUGUGAGCUUCAAGGGUCAAAUAGACGAAAUCAUUGAAGAGUACAAGCAGUACUGGCCAGUAGUUGACCUCCUCAUCCAGCGACAGGUUCCAGGUGAGGAUGACGCAGAAGAGGAAAAAAAAGAAGGUGAUAAACAGGACAGUCCUCGACCAGAUUCACGAGAGGAGGACUCUAAGAAAAAUAACAACAUUGAAAAGGACAAACAUGACAGCGGAAACAAUGACGAUAGCAAACUAGACAAGGUCAAGGACGAGAAAAGUGACACCAUUGCAAAGCAUGAUGAGUUUGCCAAAGACAAUGGCGACUUGCUAGAAAAUGUUGUUCCCAAAACAGAGUACGAUGUAGAUCUGUUUAUAGACUUUAGCGUUGCUGACACAGGAGGCUGGUCCCUGUCUGGUUCCAAUGAAAGCCUCUCUACUGAGAGAGAUAGAAUGAUGCCUGGCUACUUUGACCCCAACAAGGUGGUAAUAGAUAUGGAGCCACUAGAGAAAGUCAGGUCACGCUACGAACCUCCACCACCUUCGUAUCAGCAGAAUCAGCAGCAGGGAUCACCCCCACAGUAUCGGCGCACUACCCCGGCAGCCUUGCAGCCCCAGGUACCGCUUGUUGUCAUGUUCGCUCAUACAGACACAAAUUGAUUGACGUGUUGGACAUUUAAAGCUCACAAAACAAUUGGUCAACACAAAGUGGUCAAAACAUGGGUCGCAAGUAGAUAUACAUCUCGAAACUAAACAUGUUUUACAUGAAUGGAAUACCCGUCAUUAACCGUACACCCAACUAGAAACAAAUCAAUGGACAGAGUGCCCUUUCGUUCCUAAACUGUUAGAUAAUAUAGAAGUCAGAAUAUACUUAUUACAAACCAUAAAUGUUCAACAUGUUGAUACUCUGGGAUAGAGUUCAGUUUUGAGUAACUGUCAAUGAAAAUGUUUUGGAUUAUCUUCCUGCUACAAGUAUUUAUAUAUACAGAAAGUAGACAGGUUUUUCUUUUGGCUUGUGUGAUUUAGUGUUGAAUGUUCUAUACAUGAUCCCCAACAUUAAGUUAGUGGAUUUUUUCCUGAAUGUAAGAUUCUGUAUUAUCCUUUAUUUUAUGAUUCUAUUACAUUUAUUUGAGGCAUUUCACUGUGAGACAAGAUUAUACCUUGUAAGACUUGUAGCAUUUUAUUGUUAUAUUGUUCUGGGUUCUUCUUGUUUCUCAAUGUUUUACAAAUAUUUCUUCAGUUCCUAGUGCAGCUAAUUGUACGCUAUGUUACUAAUGUCACUCUUUCAGUUGUUGUUUUUUUAAACUAUACAAUUUAUUGUUAUAAAUGUCAAAUGAAUUUGAUACUAGAGAAUUACAUUGUUGAUCAAGAUUUUAUUUUAUUUUCGAAUAUUUUCUUAUACAUUAUAGCACUAUGCAUUUUGCGUGAACAUGUAGAAUUGUAUUCUUACAACGAACUAAUCUAUUGAAGUAACAGAGAGUUUAAGGCUGUCUCAGUCUAUUUGUUAAUACAUCCUACUACUUAGAAGAAAGGCUUGAUACUAGCAGUGAAGGACUGUCUCAUAACAUGUAAGAUUUAUCAGCUCGUUGUUCUAUUGACUUCUUCAGUUCUACGUUAUUUUAUAUGCAGUCGACUCAAUGUCUAAAAAGGAAAGUAUGCACAUUAAAAAGGGCAUCGCUUCAACAUUAACUUGAGUUGUACCACUUGUACACAAUUUUGGUUACUCAAGCCAAUUUGUGUACCCUCCCUCUGUGGUCGGUGCAGAUCCCUACGAUAGAGAAUGUAAUACAUGUAUUGAACAUAUAAGUUAUAUUUAACUGGUAUACAACUUCUUGAAUAUUUUGCUUUUCGCUUUGUUGAUGAAUGAAUUUGAAUAUUUCAUUGACAUUUAGUCAUUGUUCAGCUUAGUUUUUAGCUUACUUAAUGAGAACUGAAACGCGCUACUUCACACAGACGUUUUAUUUGUAUUGGUAACAUUGUGGCAGAAAUGUUUAUGGAAAUAAAAAUAUGGAAAUCAAAGAA